Bipolaris sorokiniana ND90Pr is the source of this 603-nucleotide messenger RNA. RefSeq lists its product as uncharacterized. The transcript has a single exon. Bases 1 to 603 code for a protein of 200 amino acids. Lineage: Eukaryota; Fungi; Ascomycota; Dothideomycetes; Pleosporales; Pleosporaceae. The record is from RefSeq and is a predicted model, not a curated record.
AUGUCUUCAACCCGGAAGUUCCCUACAGUUGAAAUUGAAGCAAAAGACGAUAUGGCGAAUGAGCAUACUACCAAUAGCGCCCGCGCAAACAAUACAUCUGUGCCUGCACUACCCAGGCUGGUCACUCCCUCUAGCGCCGGUAUGCCCUUGUCGGACGUGAACAUCGGGAGCGACACUCCACGCCUUGCUUCUCCCUUGCACACACCCUCAACACCUGGCCAUUUCAUCAACCAAGAGCUAAACCCGACGUCCUUCUCCCGCUCUCCAACUCUCGUUUCCUCCAUCUUCCCGACCGAGCUACCUCUCCGUACCCCGCCUCGACCUUCACUCAUCAACCGUGUAUUCAGCCUGUCGCCACCGUCUACGCAUGCGGCUCGCGCUGAAAAUCGCGCACCUUGCACUUUCCACACACCAGAUAUCGAGUUGGGUGGGCAGGAGCACUUGACUUGUGUCUUGCAACAAGAUGAGAGGGCCAAGAAUAUCAAGAAGAUCGAGAAGGUCAAGUUCGUGCUGCUGCUAAUGGGUGGGACGACGCUUUGUUUAGCGAUGGGUAUAAUGGUGUAUUUGGUCGUGAAGUUUGCUACUGAGGAUGGUGGGCAUUAG